This is a messenger RNA of Uranotaenia lowii, 5544 nucleotides long. RefSeq lists its product as uncharacterized. The record is from RefSeq and is a predicted model, not a curated record. The coding region runs from base 217 to 663 and encodes 148 amino acids. The transcript is spliced from 4 exons. NCBI's taxonomy places the organism in Eukaryota, Metazoa, Arthropoda, Insecta, Diptera, Culicidae.
UAAAGACUUUCCAUCCGAAUCGGGACAAAGUCCAGGAAGACGGAUCGACCAUCCGGGGUGACGAACUUCCGCCGUAUCGCAACCGGGAUUUCGUUUCGGAAAAAGAGAGUGAAGAGAGAAAAGAUCCGAAAAAGCGAGGUUAAGUUCAGGUAGGAGGAAAAAGCCAUCGUACAAGCCGCCACCUAAUCCAAUAACUACCUGCCACAGGAAGACGGAAUGACGACUUCAGAACAGAGAGUCCAACUCCAGUCCAGGAAUCGGGGAAAAACCGCGCACAUGCGCACAAGCGACCUCGGAAGCAACGUGGAACCACAGAGCACUCCAGUCGGAAGGUUACCAGAAGGAACGGCCGGAAAAAAGCUACUUUGGAAGGAAGUAGCAAAGCCGCUAACCACCACAGGCAACUUCAGUCGGAAGACCACCAGAAGAACAGGCGGGAGGAAGCAAAAGAUUAGAGAUGGGUCGCUUUGCGGCCCUUUUUCCGUUAUCCGUGCUUACGCCAUCAGCACAACAUGCGUGUUAUCAACGAGUGCCACGACCGACAGCACCAGCCACGGCAAGCGAGAAGCAACAAGGUCGCGGGUGGCGAGACAGUGUCCGAGAGAGGUGCUAUCGGCACGACAGGUGCACCCAAAAUUCAGCCUCUGUGCCAAUGGCGUGUAGUCAAUUACAUAGCAUCAUUGGUACAAGAAGAUAACGCGAUUGGUGCUGAUUCGAUUUGCUCCCACCGGCAUUAAUCUCCCAAGUUAACCGAAUUGCGUAUGUCUGAAAGAAACAAAAUAAAAACGCUUUCACGUCCCUCCCUAUCGCAUCACAAGACGAAGAAGGAUGGAAAUAAAUACCGGCCAACACCAGGCAGCCAGCGAACCGAGCGCUGUGCGUGUGAAUGUAGCAAAAGCAACAACAAAAACAUCCUUCUAAUUCAAUCCCUUCAAUCCACUGGCAAACAACCACGGCCGAGCUGUGCGUGUGUAUGCAGUAAAAGCAACAACAAAAAAAAACAUUCCUUCAAUUCAAUUUGCCGGCAAACAACCACGGCUAAGCUGUGCGUGUGUAUGUAGCAAAAGCAACAAGAAUAUAUUCCUUCAAUUCACCGGCAAACAAGCACCGGCCAAGCUGCCCGGCUUUAGCAGCUGUGUAUAUGUAGCGUGUGUAUGUAAUAGCAGGCAGUAAGCAAAGCACAGUUCUCAUUCAAUGGGUUUCCCGUUUCCUCCACUCCCGUUCCCUUUCCCGUUUCCAUCGCAAGACAAAUGAAUACCUUGAAAGGAGGCCAAACGCCGGGAAGCCACUGUCGUGCGGCAGAAUGCCUAUGACAAAUAUCCCUCUUCCUGCAUGAAGCUCAAAUAGUACACUGGUUAAGAUGUCGGUCUGGCAAGCAAGACCAUUUGGUUAGUGAUUUGAGUUCGAUUCUCCCUACGGGCGCUGUGGUUUAUAUUUUUAUUUUCUUGUUUCUGGGAUGAAUUAUCCAAUAGGAUCGAAAUCCCAUAAAAUGUUUUUCUUGUUUUGCUUGAAUGUAGUGGUCAUGCAUCAUUUUAGUUGGGAGGCGAGUCCUUAUGCCAGUUACGGUUUUUCAAACAUAUCAUCUUCGGCACAGUGCACAUUUCAGCGCAUUAUCGGCACAGAGAUGUGCUAAAUAGGCAUUGGAUUUUUGCAACCUCUUCUAUGGGUGUGCUCCAAGAACGAGCGUGGUGACUGGCAGCACCGAUUACGCUCGGCAAGCAGACGCGACAAGGUCGCAUGAGGCGAGAUAUUAUCUGGGAGAGGCGCCAGCAGUACAGGUGCGUCAAGAUCGAGCGUGGUAACCGGCAGCACCGGCUGCUCGGCGAGAGAGCAGCAGAGUCGCGUGAGACAGUGGCCGGAAGAGGAGCUAGGGUAACGGACCUAUUUUGGACCGCUUUGGGAAGUGGCUAUGCUAUUUUCUGGAAUAAAAAAGCAUAUGCUACAAUUUUCGAUUGCUUUAUCCGUUCAUAACGAAGAUCAAGGCUUUUUCUAUCGAAAAAUAUCGUCGUUUGUUGCAAUGUAACAAGAUUUAAGCCUAAAAACACGUUUCUUCAAUCAUUACUCUGGUCAGUAUUUUGGACCACCAGGUUUCUAUUUUGGACCACCCUUUGGACCUAUUUUGGACCACCCUUAAACUAAAUAAGUUGUUGUUUUCUAAAUUUUGCUAUUCUUCGACAGCGAUUGAUGCGCAAUUAUACGAAUUAUUCAGAUAAUUUUGUCUUUUCUUAUUGUUAUAGACUAGUGAAGUUUUGUUUGUUCGAUAAGAAUAGAAUAAAAACAGUAAAAUUCCUGUUAUAUAGUGUGUUCCAAAUGUAAUGAAAAUUCUGACAGCACACUGAAAUCUCGACGAAAUUUGUUCUGCAGUGUUCAAUACUGGCCAGUUGGAUUAUCUUUAGGCUCAAUUUUCAGAACGCAAAUCUCCUUCAAGCGACCCAAUGAUAAGUUGAGAAAAUCUGGAAUCAUGAACUUCGCGACAUCAAUUGAUGCAUUUUGACUUCCAAAACCUUGGUGGAUUUGGUUUGUCUUCAGUUCUGUAGAUAGAUUCAAAAAGAUAAAAAUGUGCGAGAUUUAUGCUAUCUUUUUAGCCAUCUAGAAGCCAGAUAUUUUUCAUAAAAAUUCAGUUUUAAGUCUGAUACUAACUUUGUUCUAGAAUAAAAUUUAUAGUUGGAGUAAUUUUCCAACAGUUUUUUUUAAAUUGCAUAAUCACAGGGGCUGAAAAACUAGAUUUUUAGUACUUUAUCUAAAAUUUACACAUUCCAACCACCUUUUCCCAAAUCUUGAAACAUAUAUAGCUAUAAUUGAAUAUAUUAUUUGAUAAAAUUGUUCUAAUAUUAAAUGAGAUAUUUCAACUAUUACAAAAAUUAAACUCGUUGCAUAUUUGCUGAUUUGUUGUCGUUUUUUCCAAACCCCUCCUUUAUACGGGUUUUAUAUUUCGUUUCUUCUACCUACCCAAGUUUUUUUUUCCUCGAAAAUCAUUCCUGAAUGCACUCAUUUUACUGGCAAUCCUAAAUGGUUGAAACUUUUAGACCAAACUUUCAAUAAUUUUUCAUGAAGCAUAAAAAACAAUUACUUAAUAAAAAAUGGUUCAAGUCAAAGUUUUCAUGUUUUGAGGCUUCUUUAAGUUGUAGCUUUUAACAACUGCUUAUCAAACAGUUGCCAUUGAUGUAGAUUGUUAGAUUAACGUGAUUCAAGGCAUCGUGCACAAAAAGUAAGUAAAAACUAUGAUUGGCUUGGUUUUAUGCCGAUUAAAAUGAACCUCGUCUAAUGGCGAGUUUGGGCUUUAGCGAGUUGAUUAAAUAAAAACAUGCUUUAAUUCCAAAUUUUAUUCAUAAUGAGUGAUUGAAAGAAUGUGCAUAAUUCUUUCAUAUCGGCGACAAAAGUUUUAUUACGUUCAUGAACAUUUAACAGCAAGUUUAAUACCCAGGUUAUGUUGAGUGGUCCAAAAUAAGUCUCUAAGGAAUAACGUAGGACCUAUUUUCGACAUGGGUCAAAUUGCUAUUAAAACCAGUCAUUUUGCUUUUUCGAGCUUGCAGAAUAGUUUUCACGUGUUUUAUCAUAGCUGUGAACAUGUUUGUAUUUGUAAAAUUCAUUACAGCUAUGCAGCAAACCUCUUGAAAGUUGACUUCAAUAAUAGCACGUCCUCCUGAAAUGGCAAUGAUUCGGUCCAACUGUGAAAAAUCAAAACUUUAUUUUCAAUUUUCUCUCCGUUAACAACUUACUAAAAUAAAAUUUUAGAUGUGAUUAAAAUCAUAAGAAGUAGUUUUAAUAAUAUUUGUUCAAAAUUUUCUUGAAUAACAUGAUUUAUGAGAGAAAUAUUGGCAAAAAGCUACAAGGUGGUCCAAAAUAUGUACCCGGUCCAAAAUAAGUCCGUUACCCUAUCAGUGCGAAAGGUGUUUCGAGAUCGAGUGCUGCGACCGACAGCACCAGCUACUCUCAGGUGAGACGCAACGAAGCGGCCAAAAGAGGCGCCAUCAGCAACAAGACGCGCUUCGGGAUCAAGUGUGGUGGCCAGCAGCAGUGGUUACGCUCGGGCGAGACGCGACAGAGUCGCGUGAGGCGAAACAGUGUCAGGGAGAGGCGCUAUCGGAAUCGAGCGCUGUGCUCAGGCAUUUCAAUUGUGCUCCGAAGAAGCGCGACCGGAUCGCGUGCGGCCUCCGCCUCCUACGGAAAAGCAGCGUCAGUGGAAGAUUCAAACGGUCGCCCAAGCAUGAGGCGACACUGUGAGAUGCACGACUGGUCCCGGGUGAUAACCCCAAUGAAGCGUAAGUGAAAAUCCUUUGACGAGACACACAUGUAGUAGCUGAAAAAGAGGGGGUUUGCACAUGAUGCCAAAAUAGAAAAUUUAGCUUAAUCCUUGAAUUAUUUUUUAUGUAGCUUUGACCACGGAUCCGCCCCCGUAAUAACACACUCUCAAGUCCCCUGUAAAUUUUAUCCAAUUUUUUUAUAUGGAUAUCACGAAGCAAAGUUGAGUUUAUCGAGCUGAGAAUUCUGUAUAAUUUGUUUGAAAUUUAAAACGUAGGAAAUGAUUAAAAAAACAAAAACCUCUCAAUAAAAAAAAUCCUUCUAUCAUUUAACCUUCGUCUUAGAUUGAACACCAUGAGGUGCAUCAACUUUCUACAUGUUUCACGGUCGGAAAACCUGAUCAAAUUGACAACCGCAAUUUGUCUCACUUGCUACUAGGAAUAAACCACUCAUAACACACUGACACUCAUCAUUAUCGUAUCCAUCGGAAAGGCACUCGCUAUCGCCAAAGUUUAAUUCAAAUGAGCGUUAGACCACACGUUCCGUUUUGCACCUGUGCCAUUGACCUUAAGAUGGCAACAAGUUUCUGACCAACUUUCUUCUGAACUUAACUCCUCAGGACCUGUUUGUUUAAGUUUUAUUUCAUUCGCUUAAACUGUUUGAUACUCAAGGUAGAAAAAAAAUCCUCACUUAACUUGUCCCCAAGUGCGACAUCUAGCAAAAAUUUUCCUUUUUCCACUCUCAGCCAGUCUCAAGAUGAAAGUGAAAACAAAUAUUUUCCAUGCUUUAUAUCGUAACUGCGACAGUUAUAUCAAAAGCUGUUCCUGGACCAGCGAAGAUUUGCCGUCUUCCCACUUGACAGUGCUCAGGCAACUAGUUUUGAAAGUAAAGCUUAUCGAUUACGCUCUUUUUCUCGAACUAGUCCAGAUGUGAUUCAACUUUUUCUGCCAGCUUGUUCGGUUGGUCUGUAGAAGGAAUCCAUAAACGAGAUAGAGGUGUUAAAUUUUUCCACCAGUUUUUUCCCCGCGGGAUCUUCGAAACGACCCAGUGAUAAAUAAUGAAUUGUUUACCUACUGAUAGCUCAAGUAAACGUGCAAGCGCGAAGAAAGAUAACUCGACUUCUCGAAAAUUACAUGCUCGAUUAGUACUUCUGAAAAGUAGAAACAGGGGUAUCAAUGCUAAUGAUAGUUGGAUUGAGAGAUUAUUGUUUUGAACACUUCAUACAUUUUGAACGUAACAUAACAACAAUUAUCAAAUUGGAAUGGACAAUUGGAUGAAAUCAAGUUAUUGGUUUUGUCUCAG